Mya arenaria is the source of this 1300-nucleotide messenger RNA. RefSeq lists its product as uncharacterized. The transcript is spliced from 2 exons. Lineage: Eukaryota; Metazoa; Mollusca; Bivalvia; Myida; Myidae. Gene Ontology annotation, cellular component: mitochondrial inner membrane. Gene Ontology annotation, biological process: mitochondrial ATP transmembrane transport; mitochondrial ADP transmembrane transport. Gene Ontology annotation, molecular function: ATP:ADP antiporter activity. Bases 138 to 1058 code for a protein of 306 amino acids. The record is from RefSeq and is a predicted model, not a curated record.
CCGGGCUUCAAGGUUAAUCACGUGGUACUAUAUAUCGGCCUCUUUUUGAUACCGGUUAAGAUUGGUCGGGUUGUCGAGGCAGGAUUCGCCGAUUAAAUUAAAAUAUUUGGUCAUCAGGCAGCUCAAAGAACACCAAAAUGUCUAAGGGAAGUGACGUUAGUUUUCUUGAAAACUUUGCCCUCAGUGGUGCUGCAGCCAUCAUCUCAAAGACAGCCGCUGCUCCAAUUGAGAGAAUCAAACUCCUUGUCCAGAACCAGGAUGAAAUGCUUAAGACAGGACGAUUGGACAAACCCUAUAAAGGUGUCAUCGAUUGUACCAUGAGAACCUUUCAUAACGAAGGAGUUCUGCCAUUCUGGAGAGGAAACUUGGCCAACUGUAUCCGGUAUUUCCCCACCCAGGCUUUGAACUUCGCCUUCAAAGAUCAAAUCAAGGCUUUAUUCAAGUCUAGCAAGAAUGAAGGUUAUGCUUUAAAGUUCGGCAAGAAUGUCAUGUCUGGUGGUGUUGCAGGAGCUAUGUCCCUCUGCUUUGUGUAUUCCCUCGACUACUGCCGAACGCGUUUGGCAAAUGAUGCUAAGGCUGGAAAGAAGGGUGGGGAACGUCAGUUCAAUGGCAUGGCUGAUGUGUACAAGAAGACCAUUGCAUCUGAUGGUAUUCAGGGACUCUACAGAGGAUUUGUUAUCUCCUGUGUCGGUAUUGUCGUCUACAGAGGUUGCUACUUCGGCUUCUAUGAUACACUGAAACCAAUCAUCAUUGGAGAAGGUGGCAGCUUCCUUGCCUCAUUUGCCCUUGGCUACAUCGUCACAAUCAGUGCUGGUCUUGUGUCAUACCCAAUUGACACCAUCAGAAGAAGAAUGAUGAUGACUUCUGGAGAGGCUGUCAAGUACAAGGGGUCCAUUGACUGCACAAUGACCAUCAUCAAGAAUGAAGGAUUCAUGUCAUUGAUGAAGGGCGCUGGUGCUAACAUCCUGAGAGGUGUUGCUGGUGCUGGUGUGUUGUCCGGAUUCGACAAAUUCAAGGAAGUCUACGUUGGCUGGCGUUUAGGACAGCAAAGCAAAUAGGAAAAUAGGACAAACUAGAAAAACUGAUAACACUCCUGACUGUAUUAUUGCUGUGAGGUACUGAACGGCAAAAAAUGCGGAAUUCUUUACAUCGUGCUACCUUGCUGGUCAUGUGAUAAUAAAUGUAAACUAGAUUUGUAUUUCACUUGUGUGUUUAAAUUAUUGUAAAGAUAAUAUUGUGGUUUGAUCUUGGUUUUGUUGAGACACAUAGAAUUGAAUUAAAAAGAGUGUGUAUACUAGUA